CUAGAUUGUUACUAGAUCUAGUCUGUAGAGAUAUCUAGAUAUAGAUUGAAUUGUUAAAAUUGUGACUAAAUUUAAUUGUCUAAGUAUAGACUUAGGGUGCCAGAUUCGAGGACAAGGCUGCUAAUUGCCAUUCAUUUGGUAGCUGAUUGUAUGACUUCUAAAAAUGGAGAAAGAAUUAAACCUCCUGUUUGACAAUUUUUCAACUUCAAUUACUUCAACAAAAGGUGUAUCAUGGUCUCAAAAUAACAAAGCUGCUGUUUGUUUUGCAGAGACUAUUGUUAUUUAUCAUAUUACCUGUGCGGAGUACAAUGGUUAUGCAUUUAAAACCAUUCUUCAUAAAAUAUUUGACAUCUUGAGUCUCAAUAAAUGUUGCUUCCCUGAAGGAAUACUUCAUUUAAAAAAUUCAUUUUCAAACUUAAAUGAAACUGAAAAAGAAAGAUUUUUAACAGAUGCUACACUCUGUAAUGCUUAUAUUUAUCCGCUGGAAAUUUGGAAUACAUUUAAGCUAGCCAAAUUUUCACCUGUAGAUUAUGAUUUUAUGGGCCCACAUUGUUUGCUAGCUGUCUUAACAUAUAGUCAUCAGCUGAUUAUCUUUAGUGAACAAACUGGAGAAUGGAAAAUUUUUUUAGAAUGUAGUCUUUUAAUAAAAGUACAAGCCUCAUCAAAUCUCAAAUUACCUUUAACCAUUGGGGUUGACAUAGAUUUUGACAACUAUGUGGAUCUAAUUUAUAAUAUGUCAACAGUUGAAAUUGAGUGGUCAAGUAUUUUAAAGACACAUUCAGAGUCUGAACCAUUAAUUUUACUCUUGUUUACUGGUUCCAAGAAUGGUCGAGUGAGUCUUUGGAAAGUUAGGAAUGACAUGAAAUGCCUGGAUGAUAAUUUUAUUUUCCUGUGUUCAGAUUAUUAUAAAUCAACAGUAACAGCCUUAAAAUGGCAGACCCUAAGUCCUUCAGAGGGUAUUCUCUCCAUUGGUUACAUAGAUGGGUCAAUUAGACUGCUAAAGGUGUCCACUGAAAGUGAUGAAACAUGUUUAGUGAACAUUAAAGAAAUAUUUUCAGAUCUCCAUGCAGAUAACUUAGCCAUUGAUGAUUUGGGAUGGUCAAAAACUAAUGAGGGAACAAAUGUGUUGCUGGCCUGUAAACAGUAUUUCCUUUUUGUCUAUGCUGUCAAAGAUGGUUUGGUUAACUUCGUAAGGCACUACCACUUGGAAUCAGAACUACAACUUUCAUCCAUUAGUGUGUUUGGAAGACAUGGCGCAGUAGCCUCUCUAAGUGGUGACAUUUUUAACUUCAAAUGUACAGAAGAAAAAGGUGAGAUAACACUGGAUCUUACAAGUGUUAACCUGACUUGUCUACAAAAAGAUCCCAAAGUACAGUGGUUAUGUAAGGGGCUUAGUAAAUCAGAAUAUUCCUGCCUUUUUCUCAGUGCUAACAAGUUAAAUGGCAGAUCAAAAUACUAUGAAAUUAGUAAGAGAGUUAACAGUCGACAUAAGGUCAUAUUGUUCUGCCCAGACAAGCCGUCCGUAGAGUUAGUGCACAAUACAUUGACAAGUACAGGUUCACCACAGCAUUUAAUGGUUUAUUUGAGAGUGUGCAUUGAAAACUCAUUCAAUUCUUGCUGCAACCCUACAGAAUUUUUUGACAUAUGUCAUUAUUUAGACAAGUGUGAUACCAUUCCAUCACUGCAAAUUCUCAGAGACAUAACUAGAUGUUUAAAGUACUGGAUUAGUCUGAAUGUUAGAGAACAUCUUCUGGAGGAAUUAUCCCCAUUUAGCAAUGUGACAGAGAAGUUACUAUUGAAGUAUGUUGGAUCAGUUCUACAGCAAGAUAUGACACAGUUACUUGAUCAAGAUGUACAAGUGUUGAAAGCCAUGUUGGACUGGGUCAAUUGUAAAGAUUCCAGAUUGAGAGUUUUAGGAGAAACAGUUGAUAUAAAAACACUCAACAGUGUUUGUCAAGAUGCUGUUCUUCCUGGCUGCAUGAUUUGUCCUAAUGAUUUACAUCAUUUGCCUGAAGAAGCUCUUGUAGCUCAGUGCUCCAAAGGUCAUAAAAUUAAGUUAUGCUGUAUAACUUUUAUUCCUUGCAUGAUGUCUGCUAGAAAAUGUGAGGCUUGUGGUCAUAGCGCACUUGACUUGCAGCAGCUGUCAGGUACCAAGUUAUUGAAACAAAAACAUGUCUGUAUACUGUGUGGAGGCAUAGUUAGAUAAUAAAAUAUUAAACUUUUUUUUUUCCUUUUU
This is a messenger RNA of Biomphalaria glabrata, 2236 nucleotides long. RefSeq lists its product as uncharacterized. Bases 164 to 2206 code for a protein of 680 amino acids. Gene Ontology annotation, molecular function: protein binding; histone acetyltransferase activity. Gene Ontology annotation, cellular component: transcription factor TFIIIC complex. Gene Ontology annotation, biological process: transcription initiation at RNA polymerase III promoter. The transcript is spliced from 21 exons. Lineage: Eukaryota; Metazoa; Mollusca; Gastropoda; Planorbidae. The record is from RefSeq and is a predicted model, not a curated record.